AUGGUGAUCAGAGGGAAACUAUCCGGCGAGUUGUUUAUUUUUAACAUUUUAAGUGUUUGUUUCACUUUAGUGGAUUCAAACUUCAACGUGGAGGAAAUAUAUGGUGUUAAGUAUGGAUUUCAGAUUUCUAAGGAGCCAGUUCUCUUGAAAGAGGUAAGCUUUCAGAGAACUUUCUAUCCGCCAAUGGUGUAACGCAACGUUUGUCAAUUUAUUUUGCUUUGAUAAGCUGCUUCGAACAAGGAGCGGGCACCUGCAGCUGCAGAUGGAGAGACGUCGGAAGAUUUUAUUAUUAAGCGGAUUCCAAUUUUUCACUUAAGAUGUUUUGAUUAUCAUUACAGUUUUUUUCAUUGUGAUCUGGAUUAGCAGAUCUUUGUACUUAAAGAUGAUUUAUGCAUUCUCUUACUUUUAAUUAAAGUUAACACUUGGGUUGUUGUGAUUGGUGCAUAGCUAACAACAUCUCUAUCAUAAAAAUUGAUCAGGAUUUCAUCGUAUCAUCGCAAUAGUGAACGUUCUAAGUUCGGUUACCCUUUUACUCCCAAGAUCUGAUUGUUAAUUCUGCUCUGUAGCUGCUACACAUUUCCUUGUAAGUUAGUAACAAGAAGUGGGUUUUAUAUGAAGGUAACAACUUGUACCUGAUAUGUUUGAGUAUUCUCAUUACCUGUUUGCAUGAUAAUGUAUGAAUAUUACAGGGAGAAGUUACAUGUUAAUCACUUCUGGGAGUUAAAGGGUUAAGGAAAUCAGCAUAACUUUGUCUUGGAUUUGAAUAUUUUAUUAAUAUCUAUUAAUAAACAGAUCACUGCCCAGCUUGUGUGAUGUGAUUAUGAAUUUAUUCUCAUUUGCUUUUUUCUUUUGUGAGUAAUAUUGUCAACACUUGAAGAUAAAAUUUGCAUCCACAUGUGAAUUUUCAUCAUUCACACAAUACAUGUCCGCUUCUCUGGAAAAAACAUUAUCUAUUGUUUUUGUAAGUUAGAAAAUAAUGUUGUAAAUAAUGUCACAUCUAUUUCAGAGUUCAGAACUUGGAAAUACAGUGUUAUUAUCAUCCAAGCAUGGACAGCAAUAUCAGUGUGUUCUACCAAAGCUUGAGAAUUUAGAUAAAAAGGAUGAGGAUAUCCAACAUAUAUCUAAAGAUGAAAUUCCUCAGCUUCUAGAACCAAUAAAGAAAAAGUGUUUGUAUAAUGUAAGUGCUUGUAUGCCUUCUUGAAACUAUUUGUACAUUAGGAUAGAGAAGCCAUCUGGUGUAAUAAUUGUAAUUAGAAAACAAUUUACAAGAAUUUCAGUAACUUUUUCCAUAAAUAGCUUCAGAUGGUGUCGUAGGUGGCUGUGCCGUAAGGCUGAAUCCCAAGCACAAGGGCUUACUUGAGGUCUUAUGAGUGGUUGUAGAUUGCAGGUAUCAGGCUUUUAUUAAAAUUGCCAGGUUUCUGGGCUUGAUAAGCUCACAUUUUAGAGCACGGUACUGCCGUGUGGGACAUUACAGGCUCAAGCCUCAUACCAGACCAACACUCAGGGUGUUAAAAUAACUAAGAGAAUGUGCUGCCUUUACUUUGCAGUCAGCAAAAGAUUAGACAUUCUAGUCUUCUUGGGAUAAGGACUAAAAGCUGUAGGCCCCAUCUCCUGCCUCUACUCUGUACUGGUUAGCAGGGGACAUUAAAGAGCUCACGCUCUUCUUGCAAGAGAAGGGAAUGUAGUUGCGGGUGUUGUAGUCUGGCCUUGUCGUUGUUUAUACAGGCCUCCAUUUAACCAGCUUCAAGCUGAACUUGGCCAGCCUGUCUAAAUAUUGCAAAUACUUACAUACAUACAUUAAUUGAGAGGGUACUUAAGUUGACAAUCUGUGUACAAGGCUGAUUUGAGUUUAGAUGAGGUUGGUCAGAAAUUUCACAAGAAAAUUUUUAAUGGAUGACAAUGUAUAACUAGAAAUGUAAAAAAUAGGGCUUGGCUUCUUAGAAAUUUAGAUCCAUGUUUCUCUGAUUAGUUGUUUGUUCAUGUCAGACAACUUGAAGCCAUUUCAGGAAAUAGUUGAAUAUUUAAAGUUAAUCAGGAAGUACUGAUAAAAUUAAAUAUUAAAUUGUGGAAAGCUAAUAUCAGUCAAAGUAAUUGUUUUCUCAUAAUAUCCUCCAAAAUUCAAUUGUGUUGAAUGAGAAGGACAGUAAUUUAAAUGAAGAUUUUGUAUUUGUAUUAGAAAUUAAAGGAGGUGAAUCAUUCUUUAUUUGUGUUGAAAAGAAAAUCAAUAAUUUUGUUAAUCAUGAAUUCAACCCUUUAACCCCUAAGAUCUGAUUAUUAAUUUUCCCCACGAGCUGCUAUACAAUUCCUUGUAAAUUAGCUACAAGACUUUGGUGUAAGAUCAAGAUGACAACUUCUACCUGUUAAGUCUGAGUAUUCUCAUUAACCGUUUGCUGGAAACAUACUGAUAUAAUAUGGAGCAGUUAGAUGUUAGUCACUUGUGGGAGUUAAAGUUUUAAGUACAUGUAUUAAUUGUAACUUACUUGUAAAUGUGUGUAUGCUUCCCUUUUUUUAUAGAAUAAAGGAUGGUGGACAUAUGAAGUAUGUUUUGGAAAAGGAAUUUACCAGUAUCACAUGGAAGGUCAGAAUGAGCACCAGGCAGCUCACAUGUGUACAUGUUUCAUUUAUUUUGUUUAUUGAUUUUGGGUCGAAUUUGCUUAUUUUAAGUAGCACUUGUAUUAAUUAUUAUAUAUUCAUCAAAAAGUAUCACCUUUUCAUUUUCUUAACACCUUUUCCUGGAAAAGGAGGGUGAUAUUAUAAUGUCACAAGAUUAUCGCAAUGUCUGCAAGGCCAAGGAUUUCAGCCUCUGAAACAUCACACAUUGAGAUGGCUUGAAUAAAUCAAAACUGCAACACUUAUCAAAUCCAACCUUAUAAACUUUAAGGGAUGCCUGAUAAAAAGCCUCAAGUGACCUCUGAUAAGUGUACUGCUAGAUUUUCCUUUGAAAUUGGUCUGUGUUCCUUUAAGAAACACAGGAGAAGUUUAUUUUGUAUUGAAAGUCACUUAAUACAUCCCUUCAGUGAACCUUUUUAUCAUUACAACAGGAGUUGGAAUGUGAUGGAGUGGUGUUGUUGCAUGCUUUCUUGAAAAUCUCCUCUGAACAUAAACCUCUUAAUAAAGAAGGAUUGUCAAGCAUAUCAAUAUUUUCUAACCAAAUAGGUGUUUCUCCAUUUCAGCAAAUAAGGUUGUUGGUGAUAAAAUUUCCUUGGGAGUAUUUAGUAAUGAGACUGAUUGGAGUCAGGAGAAAAUAUACCUUAGAAAGGUAAAAACUUUUAUGGAUGUUGAAUGAAUUGGUUAACAACUCUGUUCAAUCUCCAUUUACAAAUGUUUGGCCAGUCUUUAAAUCUGCUUCUAAUUACAGCUUUAAUAUAGCACUCCAAGGGGCCAUUGUUAUGGUUCCCUUUGCAUGUGAAAAAAAGUUUUCAUUUGAAAUUUAAAUAAAAAGUGGCUAAUCUGGCAAUCUGUAUUUUUGACCAUGUUAGUAGCAAUUCUUUGUUUUUUCUAUCUUGGUGUUAAUGGUUUAAAAUUAGAGCAUGAUGCACAGAAGUACAUUGUUAUGGUAUAUUUUAACAGACAGUAAAAUCCCACAAACUUGGACAGCUACUUUAUUAAACAAUUAUUCUUAUUUAGGAGUGACUACAAUAGACAAUAAAUGAUUAUCCUCAAUAGGUCCUCUAUAGAUUACGCCUUAGCUCACCACUGACACAAACCCACACUUAUCUCCAAAGUUCCUUGAAAUGAACAAUCUUUCACAGUGGCUCCCUCUCUUGGUAUAGCAUUCCAAACAGUCUGUUCUAGAAGGUUCCAUGGUAUGCAAGUCAGCAUGUGUAAGACUAAGUGCUUUCUCUCUUUUUUCCUCCAGGAAAAACCAAAACCAGGAAAAAGUUCAGUGGCUAAAAAAUAUCAUUCCCAGUAUUAUGUGAAUGGUACUCAGUGUGAUUUGACAGGAAAAGAAAGAGAAACACAAAUUAAGGUACUGUAGCUGCAGUAUUUGUCACUUUGGUUUAAAUUGUUUACCUCUAUUUCUUCUUUCUUUUCCUUGAUUGAUUUUAAUCUUCAUCCCCCUUGCUAGCUCUUCCCUUCCUUUUCCCUUCCUUUUCCCUUCCUUUUCCCUUCCUUUUCCCUUCCUUUCCCUUCCUUUUCCCUUCCUUUUCCCUUCCUUUUCCCUUCCUUUUCCCUUCCUUUUCCCUUCCUUUUCUCUUCCUUCUCCCUUCCUUUUCCCUUCCUUUUCCCUUCCUUUUCUUUCCUUUUCCCUUCCUUUUCCUUCCUUUUCCUUCCUUCCUUCUUCCUUCCCUUCCUUCCUUCCUUCUCCCUUCCCUUUCCCCUUCCUUUUCCUUCCUUCCUUUUCCUUCCUUCCUUUUCCUUCCUUCCCUUCCUUUCCUUCCUUUUCCCUUCCUUUUCCCUUCCUUUUCCCUUCCUCUUCCCUUCCUUUUCUCUUUCCCUGUGUAAGCUUUCUUUCUGCCAUUUAUGUAUUGUUUUCUGCUGUCUUUAUUUUGGAAUAUUUCUUUUCCCCCUAAUUCUUUCAUUUCUGUGUUCCCACAGUUUCUUAAUUUCUUGAUUCUAUCAUCUCAAAGUAUGCCUCUUCUACAGUUCAUCCCUUCCCUUUUUCUGCUUUUACCUUCAUUUAUUCGUUUUUUAUUCUUAUAUGUUCCUCUGCUCCUCAAUUUCUCUGUCUCUGCAGGGAAACCAAGCUGUCUACUUGUUUUCCUCAUUCUGUUGUGUUCAUUUUUAACUCGUGAAUUGCGCGCAUGCGCAAGAGCGAGUUAUAGAUACGAUGUGGGGAAUGGCAUUCGCUCGAUUGGUCGAUUCCUGUAAACUUUUUUUAGAUUUUAGGCUUUUGAGUGCAUUUGAUAGUUUUUGGCGAGCAAUAAACAGACGAAAUGGCGACCUUUGUUGCUAAGAAUAGUGGUGGGGUGAAAAAGAAGCCAAUGAUAAUCUUAAAAGAGUUUUUUUUUUCGUUUUAGUUUCAACAAGCGGCGCCAGCGACUGGCAGGCAUGCAAGGAUUCACACUGAAAUAACAGAACAACCUUCGUUUUUCAUAAAAUUGUAAUUUACAAUCCUUGAACUUGAAAAAAAUCCGAAGAUUCAUUGAAAAUAUCACUUACUGCGAAGCGCUCGGAGUUUACAGAUGUUCAAAAGCUUUUUCUGUUAUAGCAUGAGAUUGAGGACAAAAUUGAUCGUUACGUUUCGUUGCGUGUGUUUUUCCUGUGUGAAGCAACAGAAGAUGCCGGCGACUGACGAAAUAACAAGUUAACACGAAAAUCAAAUAACACCUAAACAAACAAUUUUAGCUACCGAUUUUCAGUGAAUUUUUAAAGAACAAUUUUCUUUUAAGUUUCAAGACAAUUUGAAGAUUCAACAUACAUACAACGUACUAAAAUGCAAAGUUACACACCACGAAAUUGAUAAAUAGGCCUGAAAUGAAAUUCUAUCUUGUUAUUGAUUAUACGUUGCCUAGCACGUGACUUAAAUCUACCCAGGCGGAGAUCCAAAAUGACGGUGGCAGGCCUGGCUUAGUUAUAUCACUCAAAACUCGUUCCUGUUUGUCUCAUUUGAUAAAGAGGGAAUCGUUAAUGUUUUCAUUAAGACAGUAUUGCCUUGAUUUUCUAAUAUUUACAACGAAAGAAAGUAAAUUUCACUUUUCACCCACAUUUACUUCCAACCUUUUCUUUUGAACCAGAAACAAAAAUGAUAGACGUUUAAAACACAUGACAUCAUCCACCUUGUCAAAUGUAAUAGCAUGAUCAUUUCAAUUGUAAUGCCUUCUUAUCCCAACGUUACUUUGUUUCUUUGCUACAUUAGCGAACACUGAACUACUGCUCGUACUCUAGAUACGACAAUCAAUUCCCUAAACCAGAUAACAUAAAACAUAGUCUAAAAAAUCAUGUGUCAAUUCACGAGUUUGCUCACAGAGCACUUUGAUGUUAAAUGCUUCCACAUUCCUUGGCUCUUUGUGAGACUCUCUGUUUUCAUAAUUACUUUCUUGUUUUCAGAUAUUCUGCGACGAAGAUAGAGCAGAUUUUGUAGUAAGAGUGGAUGAACCGUCGUCCUGUUCCUAUGUGAUCACAGUACACACCAACAAGCUUUGCAAACACAACUUGUUCAGGUCCUCCCAAGUACAGGAACCCCAGUCUAUUACCUGCUCUCCAGCAUUAUCAGAGGAACGAUAUAAAAUUUAUGUAGAAAGAGUCGGUGAGUAGUUUCAAUCAGGGAACUUUUUUCAGAGUAAGUGUGUCAACGUUGUGUAAGUCGUUUGAAAAUAAGAUGUGCGGCAUAACCGAAGCUGAUGGCAUCCCAUUGCUACUCUUGUGAUGUUUUAUCUUAUAAAUUACAGAAUCACGAAAAAAGGCUCAAGAGGAGGCCAAAGCUGCCAAAGAAGCUGAAAACAGAGCUCGAAAAGCAAGAGCUGUAGAGAAAGUAGAAGGUGAAGAUGAAAUAGAGGACGAUGAUGAAGAAGUCUUUGAUACAAAGAAUACGAGAUCAAAGCGAAGCCAAGUGUGGCCAUGGGAAAACCCUGGAGUUGAAAGUGAGGAUGAGGUUUGGAUUGAUGGAAAAAUCGAGCAGGACAAAAUUGAUGUGCACAGAUUGGACAUUACAAAGGGGCGCAAGAAAAAUGCAAUGGGACAUCUUGAAAGUGAAGGUAUCACCAUCAUGAGUCAAAAGAUACACAGGAAGAGACAACCUGUCAUGGAAAGGUAAAUGUAAUGAGCUGAUACAAUCUAAUGCUCGUUACUGAUUCUCUUACAAAUUUUUUGAAUGCGUUUUGUGAGAGAUCCGGCCCUUUAUUUUGCCCAUGUUAGUUUGAAGGGUGUGGAUGCGGCAUGUCCAUGUUUAAGUUAGAAAGAAAGUUUCGGUCUUCUUUGCGAACCUCCUUGGCUUUUUUUUGGAAAGACAUGUACCAUCUCAGAUUUUGAUCUUUGAUCUGAAUAUUAACUACUGUAACUGUUGAAUAUGGGUGUCGUUAUAGCACAUUCUUAAUUUUAGAGGGAAUCUCCUUCUUACUUCUACAGCAGGUCCUUAUUUCGCUAUUUUCUUACAGACAAACAGGAGACGCUGAAGAGAAAGAAGAAAAUCCUGCCGAAGAUGAAAUGAAAGAAACGCCGGAUAAAGAAGAAUCAAAGGAGUCAAUUGAGGGGACGGAGAAAAGUAUCGAGAAAGAGGAAAAUGUUGACGGUAAUGAGAUGGAGAAGGCUGUUGAAGGAGCUACUGAACAAAACAACAAACAGGGGGUUAAGGGAGAUGAAGGUAUUCCAGCGGAAGGAAAGAAAGAGGAGGCCAUUGAUGUGGUCAGCAAAGAAGGUGGAAAAGAAACAACUACAACAGAGCAAAGUUUGGAUGAGGAAUGGAGAAAUAAAGUGGAUGAAGAAAUUCUUAAACUGAGAUCUACUUUGAAAGAGAAAUUAAGCAAGUUUGGUUUCAAUCCUGAAGGUGAAUUAUGGUAGAUUUUUGUGAUUAGAAUUAUCAUCCAUCCACUUUUUUGUUAGCUUGUAUGGGAACUCAUUCGCAUCACUAAAACCGAUUUUAAGCUUGAGGUUUACAUCAAGAACAAAUUGCAAAAAGAAACGCUGAUCUUGUUCAUUUCUCGUAGUAGAUUUAGCAGAAAUAUUGAGCAAAUCUGCUACUUUCCUAAAAUUCAAUUGUUUUUACAUCUAAAUGAACAAAGAGCCGGAAGAAGACGGCAGAAAUUUAAAUUCUUUCAUUGCCUUUUUACGUAAAGAAUCAUUCUAAUUCUUUAGAUUGAGCCGUAGUCUAGUGCGCUAGCAAGGUGUUUGUCGAAGCCAGUCAGGUGUCAAAAUAAUGGGCAAAUCUGCGAAAGUUAGUCCAAACUUUUCCAAUUGAUUAUCUCAUUCUAUGGCUCUUUGCCGUCACAUAUACUCAUCGUCCUUCCAGGGUUAUUUGUGUCAGUCGUUAGCGAAUACCGAUCUAGUUUGGAUAAUGUUUUACUUCAGUCUGUAUUUUCUGUUCCUCGUCGAUGGUCAAAUCUUGAAGAUAUGUUUUUUUUCGUUAUGGCCUUCAGCACCUUAUAUUUUUGUACCUUUACUUUUUUUUUUGACUGACAGUGUUGGAUAAGAAAUUCGAGGAGAAAUUUGGAAGUGUGGGAAACCGAGAAAAGGGGAAGGAUGCUGCCGACAGUCAGAUUGGAACAGAAAAUCAUGAAGAUGAAAAAAUUGAUGAGAAAGACGAAAAACUUGAAGGUGAGGAUGAGGAUGAAGAUGAAGAUGAAGAUGACGAUGAAGACACGCCACAAAAGGAACAGCAGAAGUCAAAGCCUAACAUAAAUUUCUUUGCGGAAUCACUUAAAGAGUUUCAGAAGGUUUGUUCUUUGUUUCCUCACCCAUCAGCUCCCAGAAGCGGUUCACAGUUUCAAUGGUUAUCCCGCAAAUAAGUGAUGAGAGUGGACUAGCUUAUCGGGUUGCGUUAUCUUGAUGCAACACCAAAUUCUCUCAAGUAUUGUACAAUGAAAUGUUUUGUAGCCUGUAGGGAGAAUAAGAGACUACUCAGCUUUUUAGAAUCAAAGGUUUAAAAAGCUAAAUUUGAUGCCUUUAAAUGGCAAAUGAUAGCCCUUAUUCAUACAGGGUCGACUCGUAAAUAUUUCUUUGGAAAGUUAUGCUUUUAUGCAAUUUUUUUUCUGGAAAUAAGACAUUACUCUUCUACAAAGAAUCGAAACAUUUUUCUAACUGUUUAAGCUAGCUAGAAGCUACAGCUUUUCAUGAAAUAACUGAGAUACUGCCGGCGCUCUGAUCGGUCAAAAACCUUUUGAUCGUUUACUGCACUGGUAAACCCACUGAAAAUUGAAACACGCUGUGUUUUGUUUUAAGUUUAUGUCAUAACAGUAAUAGACCGCACUUUCUACCGGUUUACCGUCGCUAUAUUGGAAGAACACGAGAAAAGUAUGUAAAUCACUCGCCGGAUCUCCUUUUUUUUCCUAACAUUCUGCGUGAGUUAUUGCGCCUGUGAACCGAUAGAAAGUUCCGUCUCUCGCUAAAAUAGCCCGAUUGACUCAAUUCGUUCUAUUGUUGACAGCUUUUUAGCGGGGGCAUGAUGAAGAAUUUGUUAGAAGCUGCCUCUGUAAUGCAAGCUGAGUUGGAAAAACAGUUUUACGAAGAACGCGCUCGAAUGAAGAGUGAAGUUGAAAUCGUUAAGACAAAGAUACAACAGAUCGAGGAGACAAAUGGUGGGAAAGACGAAGAGCUUGCCAAAACAUUGAGCAAGAUAAAGGAUUCCAUUGAACGUUUUGAGAAAACCAACUUGUAAGUUACCAGGAAAUAGAUUUAUAAUGUAAUAAUUGAAAUGCCAAUGGUCGAAUUGUUGUUUUCGUUAUUUAUGGUUUACUUUGUGGUCGGUCGGUCGGUCGUCGUUUUUGCAGUCAAUCGCUCAGGCAUCUAGUCGGUCAACAACUCGUAUGGCAUUCUCCCCUAGACAGUUUAUUGUAUCAGAUUCACCUUGUUUGUGUGACAGUAAAAUAAUAAUGGUUGUUUCUACUUCCCACGUUUGAUAUCAAGUUGAAUCGAUCAGCAUCUCCGAGCAAAUUAACUUCCUUUGAAAACUGUUUAUCUCUUCUUUGGUGGUUACUUGUAUGAUUCUCACAAUAUGUCAGCAUGUUUAUGCGUCAAUGUUCUAGAGAAAAGUUCAAUCUUAAUUCAAAUUCGUGUUCUUAUCUCUCUUAGGCAACUAGAUGAUGACAUGGAGGCAAUCAAAGAACUCAAUAAAGAGAUAUUCAAUAUGAUAGGGAGUAAAGAUAAACCAGCCGCGAAAGGCGACUUGCUAGAACUUUCUCUUAGGAGCAACAAACUUUUGAAGAAAAUUCUUUUGCGGCGAUUCCAGCUGGACCAAGACUUAGAUUAUAUCACAAAAAUGAGAGGAAAAAUUUCUGGUGACAAAGAUGCCGAGGAGGAGUCGAAGGAUAAGGCGCAAUUUUUGCCAACGAAAGGUGGUAUUGAUAAAGUGGUGAACAAGUUGAAAACUAUGAUCCAAGAUCUGGACGUGAACAGUAAAGUGAAUGCAAAAGCUGCAGAUUUUGGGGAUGAAGGCAGUACGGAAAUAAACUCUGCCAGUUCUACAAUUGACGACGUUGACGAAUUAAAGUCAUCAGAAUCGUCUGAUGAGAGCGACACGAAAACAGGAGUCAAAGUUAAAGUGUCAAAGGUUAAGAAAGUAUUCGUUGGCGACGAUGAAGACUCCGAGAUGGAAGAAGCAGAUCUUGACGAUGAAGAGAUGGAAGAGUUAGGUCUCCAAAAGCGAAUUCGUAUGGCUACGAAGAAAAUGGAAGAACUUGUCAAACAGCAGCUGAAAGACUCAGGAGUGUUGCCUUCAGGUAUGACAAACUUAAUUAGAAUUAAGAAAAUACUUGAAGAUCUGUAAUGUUCUUUGUCUGCAGCCAGUGCUUGGACAUGCUGUAGUUUCUUCAACUCUUUCAAUCCCAAGAAUGUCCAGAAAGGAAAGAUGAUGAGGAGACAGAAAAACAAUAACCAGGAACAUUGUUUGAUUUAAUACUACAUUCUCCAAACUUAAUACUUUUCAUCUUGGUAGUGAGUGGGUUGAUGCUUUCCUUGCGACCUUGCGAAGUGGAAGGAGCUACAUCAUGAUAUUCAUUUGCUUUGGGGGGGGGGGGGGGUACUCACGAAGCUACCCAACACUUCAAGGACACUGCAAAAUAAUACAUCAUUUAUUUGAAGAAAUAAUUAAAAAGGAAUGAAGAAGGUUAACCAUAUUAUAAUUGAUAACGCACUUAAUAAAGUGGAGAUGUCCAAACAGUAACGUGUUUUCUUCACUUAAGUAUAAAUCUUGACAUGUAGUGUAAUCAUGUUUAGGCAAGAUAAAAGUCAAGAUCGUAACAUCCAAAGACGCUCUGGAGAAAAUGGAAGGCAAAAGCGAUAUGAAGUUACUCAGUGACGAUGAAGAAAAUCAAUUUAAAAACAUGAUCCUUGGUCUAUUGGUGAGUUAAGAACACGAAACAUUUUAAAAAUAGUACAAAUGAACGAAAAAGCGUCCAAUUUUCAAUUUUCGGUUUCAGGCACUGAUCUGUGUCUGUUGAUAACGACGCACAAGCGGAUGAGCUGUUAUACCGGUUUCGAAAUAAUGGAGAGCUUUUAAACAGUUUAUAAUCUCUUGAAAAGAAAAAGGAAAAAAAAAAAAGAUCUGGCAUAUAUCCCCGUUCACAAGAGUGACAAAUGAUGCACGUCAUUCCUUUAAAAGUAACGUACCAGGUGUAACUGACUUCUCCCUGUUUUUGUGGUCGAACAGUCACGUGUUCAUAUUCUUUGCUAGACUUUCAAUCGGUACAUUAGUACCACUUAGAAAAUCGACAGUUUGAAUAAAUAAGUUUUUGAAGGUUAUACCGAUAUAUUUUAAUUGAACCUCAUUGGUCAAUUUUCUUUUCCUAAUCUCUCAGGGAGGUAGUCCUGACGCUGGGAAAGAAAGAAAGCGUCAACAAGACUUGGAAAACAAUUACAAUUUAGUUUGGAAUGAGGACGAGCUGCAGACAGUGCCGAGGGAAGAUGAUGAAGCAGAUGGGGAAGUGGAAGUAGAAUCAUUUUAGCCACAAUCAAACUUUUGCACUCCUCAUCAAGAAAGAUCUAAUCGUCUUGUCACGAGCGUAUGACAAAGAAAAAAUCGGAGUGUUCCUAGAAAUAGAACCUCAGACAUUUGGAUUUUGCGCUCCGAUGCUCUACCACGCAUGUACUCACCUUAGAGUUGCCUUGAACUCAACGAUAGAGCAUCACGGCGCGAAAUCCGAAGGUGUGGAGUUCGAUUUCUCAUGGGGACUCCACAAGGCAAAGGAAAUCUUAAUUCCAAGGUUGAGAUCAAAAUUUGUCCCAUUUGUUGAUGUUCUACAGACGUAGGAGAAAAUUUUUGAGAGAAAUAAUUUCACUUAUCCCGACUUAUACUUCAGCUCUCUACUGAAAUCCUUCUGCAGUUACAUUAAUGUUCAAAAUGGCAGAAAUGAUUUGUUUUCUGUAGCAUACCCCUCCAUCCAAAGGGAUCGCCUUUGGAAAAAGGCCAGUACGCAGCAUUGAGGCGUGCUGUAUGUUAAUCUUCUUCUAUGGCACUUAACCAAUCCACUAAGACAACACCGUAUUUGUUGUUUAAGUCAAUUUGUUGUCUCUGAUGCGGGAAGGAAUUUCCGCUAAGAGCGCACGGUGACCUGUUACGAAAAUUAUCAAGACAAACACUCACUUCUGGCGCUGUCGGAUUGACAAAAAAAGAAAACGAGUUUUAUUUCAAAUAGAGUAUGUUAAACAAAAGUAUUUAUUGUAGAGUUUGUAUAACUUUAGAUUGUAAAAGUCAACCGAAUACAACAUAUUGCUCUGCACGCGCUUUUUAUGCGUGAAAAAAAAAUCUCAUGAAUA
Molecule: messenger RNA, 12348 nt
Organism: Pocillopora meandrina
Lineage: Eukaryota; Metazoa; Cnidaria; Anthozoa; Scleractinia; Pocilloporidae
Source: the annotation of a GenBank genome assembly